AACCAGAAUCACUUAAGAGACAAGCUUGUAGCUGCUGAAGAGAGCUCCACUUGCUUCCUCCCCUGUAAGGACACCUGUGCCACCCGGUGCAGCCUUUCUGCAGGACACUGCUCUCCUCAGCCCCCCAACAUGAAUGCCAUUCUGGACACGACCAUGUUUUUGGGGAAAUUUCUCUACUACGCUUUGGAAGCCUUAGUUGGCAACAUAAUUCCGAAGAGUAAAAAGGCUGUUGCUGGAGAAACUGUACUGAUAACCGGAGCUGGAAGUGGGCUUGGAAGGCUGUUGGCCCUGCAUUUUGCCAGGCUCGGGGCCAUUGUGGUUCUCUGGGACAUUGAUCAAGAAGCCAACAUGGAGACGUGUCGACUGGCCAAGGAAAAGGGCGCUGUGAAAGUCUUUGCCUAUAAGUGUGACUGUAGUAGCAGGCAAGAAAUCUACAGAGUCGCUGAGCAGGUUAGAGAGGAAGUUGGCGACGUGACCAUCCUCAUUAACAACGCCGGCAUUGUGACAGGGAAGCCCUUCCUUGACACUCCAGACCACAUGGUGGAAAGAUCAUUUUAUGUCAACGCCAUCUCUCAUUUCUGGACUUAUAAAGCUUUUCUUCCCGCCAUGAUUAAAGCUAACCAUGGUCAUUUGGUCUGUGUUUCAAGUGUAGCAGGAAUGGUUGGUAUUAACGGACUAUCAGAUUAUUGUGCAAGUAAAUUCGCAGCCUUUGGUUUUGCUGAGUCUCUCUUCUUUGAAUUAAGCCGGGUAAAGGAAAACAGAAUUAAAACUACCAUCAUUUGCCCCUAUUUCAUCAACACGGGAAUGUUUGACGGCUGUACAACCAAGUACCCGUUUCUGUUACCUAUAAUGGAGCCAGAGCAUGUGGCCCAAAAAAUUCUCAACGCUAUUUUAGAGGAAAAAGUUUACGUCAUACUACCCAAGUUUAUGUAUGUUGCAUUUGUCCUUAAACAACUAAUCUCUCCAAAAAUGAUGAUUGCCCUGGGUGAGUACCUCGGAGCCGACACGAGCAUGACUUCUUUCAAAGGGCGAGUGAAAGCACACGAACCUCAGACGGAAACGGAGAGGGAAUACAAGUAAUUGUACCUCCAAAAGUGGCAACCAGAUAAAAAGUGUUAAAGGAUAGAUUAUUUGAAAUUCCUCCUAACACUUCAAUCAUUUCAGUCUACCGAGAAUCACUGAUGCUCUCAGAAGUGUGAGCUUAUUCCCAGGAGACAGUUUACAUGCUGAUAUUUUUGUAAGCAUUUCACUCAUCUAUCCAGUUUUCCUGUCAUUUUUCAGCCUGAUAAGCAUCUUCAGCUGAUUCUGAGUAUAUAUUUAUAAAAACAUUAAUGUAAAUUGGCCCUAGUUUAAUUUUUAUCAGAUACUUUCAGGGAAGAAGUGACUCUUAGUAAUAACCUUCUGAAUCCGUGUUUUAUCAUGUUUUUCCAUGUGAGAUUUAAAGCUACAUGUUAAUGUUGUAUUUAAGAAAAAUAACGUCUGCUUUGCAAAGCGAAGGUUUAUUUGCAUUGCCUCCUAACCCCUACUAUGGUUAGAUGACCAUAGGAGUCACUUGUGCACUUCUGGUUUGUGAACUGAAGUUAUCUUCAAAUAAAGUCAAUAAAACGAUAUUUCGGUGGAUGUA
This is a messenger RNA of Chinchilla lanigera (long-tailed chinchilla), 1624 nucleotides long. RefSeq names its product short-chain dehydrogenase/reductase family 16C member 6-like. The coding region runs from base 130 to 1080 and encodes 316 amino acids. Gene Ontology annotation, molecular function: oxidoreductase activity, acting on the CH-OH group of donors, NAD or NADP as acceptor. The transcript has 7 exons. The record is from RefSeq and is a predicted model, not a curated record. Lineage: Eukaryota; Metazoa; Chordata; Mammalia; Rodentia; Chinchillidae. Gene Ontology annotation, cellular component: lipid droplet.